Molecule: messenger RNA, 705 nt
Organism: Encephalitozoon romaleae SJ-2008
Lineage: Eukaryota; Fungi; Microsporidia; Unikaryonidae
Exons: 1
Coding region: 1-705 (234 amino acids)
Source: RefSeq, a predicted model, not a curated record
AUGGAAUUUACAAGCAUACCAGAUUUCCAAGAACUUAAUAAUGUUGGAAGCCAAAUAGUGAUACACAAUCAUUCGGCGCUCCUGAUGACAUAUUCCCUCCUUGUAGCCAUCAGAUCGCUUCUGGAGUGCUUGUCAUACCAAGAUGUGGCUCAAUUUUCUUUGGAAGACGAUAUAAAAUCAACAUUUACCAAUCCAGCUUUGUUUGACAGAAAAAUUAUGGAAACAAUAGAAAAAACAGAAACCAACAUUGAUGAGCUCCUGAAAAAGACCAAGAAGUGGGUGAAUUCUAUAGGCCUCACGGUAUAUAAUAAUGUAGAACUUAAUGAGUUUCAAGAAUUUCCAGAUUUUAGAUCCAAGGUCUACCCUUACUUUAUUUUUUCAAUCCAUAACCCUCAGUGUAGUGACGCCCGGAUGGUUUGGGAAAAGCUUUAUGAGAUUGUUAUAGAAUCUAGAAGAUCUCUAAACAUCUACGACAAUACGGGCAUCUGGAAGGAAUUAAUAAAGGUAAAAAAUGAAAUGCUAGAGUCGAAGGAGAUUGAGUAUCUUACUAAAAGGGUCUUUCUUUCAGCCCCUGUCUUAACUCCUCUUAGAUUAAUGGAUGGGGUGGAGGAUAUAUUGAACGGAAAAUACAAUGAAUGGAUAUUCCCAUACUUAGAGCUUUGUGGGCUGUUAUCCCUACUGAGCACAAUUACUUCGCCUAGGUAA